UCGUACACUUCUCCACACAAGUCGCAAUUCCUCCCAAGUUUAUCAAACUGUUCCCAAGCUUUUCGUGUUCGAAUCUUCUUCUUCCUUUUUUGUCCCUUUGAAAAGCUAAGGAAUUGCUGAAUUGGGGUAUUACAUGAAACCUUCUGCAAGUGGUUCAUAAGUUUCCUCUUCUCUGUUCUUCUUAGAACAAAUAAUCAAAUAGAACCACCUUGAAGUUGAGACAAGAGUAAUGGCAGCCCUAUAGUAAUUAGACAAUAUCAGGACAAAUUACUAUUCAAGAGAUAUUAUGAUCACUAUGGAUGUGAAAGGUAUAAAAUGGGUUGGAAAUAUGUACCAGAAAUUUGAGAAUAUGUUCCUGGAGGUGGAAGACGUGAUGUACGAGGAUACAGUUAAAUACAUAGAGAAUCAGAUGCAAGCUGUUGGGGAAAGUGUUAAAAAGUUAUAUUCAGAAAUUGUGGGAGAUUUACUUCCCCCAGAAAAGGUAGGCAUUGAAUUGCCUAUAGAUAAGCGUGCGGAUGCUGGGCUCUGUAGGAAGCCAUUCCAUGUAUAUAAGGAAAGACAUGCAAAAGCUGAUACCAAGCAAAGAACUGAGGAUUCAAGGAUUGUUCAUGGUGUUGAUAAUGUUGCAACACUUGCUGCUUUAUAUGAUGGAACUUCCAAGGCUGAUGCUUCAUCCAUGUUAUCUUUGAGAAAUUCUGUCAAAGAAGGAAAAUUUAGUUCACCUUCAAGACAGUAUGUUCGAAGAAUGGAUGUUAAAUCAAACGUUCGUAUUGAUGAAAAUCCAGUAAAUAAGAAAAUGGAUGCGACCAAGAUAAUCAACAAAACCAAUUUGGCAGAAACAGAUGCAUGCAGGACAUCACAAUCUUAUGAGAUCUCAAACAAAAAUCAAAAUCAGAAUCAUGGAGUUACUAUUGCAAAGCCAGCUUCAGAAGAAGUGGCAAGGCUUGCCUCUGACACACACUGUUCUAAUGAAAUUGAAAAUUCUUGUACCAAACAGUUCCCCAAUGUUCCACUACUACUUAAAUCAGCUGAAGAGAAACCGGUUGAUACAAUUUCUUCUUCCUCUUGUGCCCCAUUUGGAGAGCCAGUUGAACAAGGCCAUGAAACCAUGCAAGAAGAUCAUCUGAAGCUUGAGGAAGCCUGUGUUAUGGUGAAUGGAGAUGAAAUUCAAUUACCUCCCAAAGAAGGUGGUAAUUUAAAUACUAAAAAGAAAAAGGCACGGCAAACCUUUUCUUUGUCUAAGAAGUCUGCAAGAAAGCAAGAGUAUAAGGAGCUUGUAGCAUGGCAUAUGAACAGUGAAAAAGUAAAGGGAGAUUGCAUGAAGAAUUUAGAUCCAACUUUACCACAAGAACAAAACAAAUUACUGCUUCCUAGUAUGUCUGAACCAGAAUGGGAGCUUCUCUAAUUCUAAAUGCCAGGAUGAUCAAGUUGUGUUGAUACACAAAAGCCAAUCCUACAAGUUUGGAUUCACUCAUAAGUCCUUGUGGAGAUUAAGAUGCCCAACUGGAAAUUUAAGAUGCUGAAAUGAUAUAAAUUCAUACAAUACUUAUGCUAUCUUUAGUUCUUUCCUAGCUCCUGAACUUUCCUACACAACCUUUUUCUUUUUCCUGCUCACAGAAAAUAGAAAAGGGUAGCUGUAAUUAGGCCAUUGAAAUGAGAAUGUCUAAUAGAAUAAAUGAAACUGUUAUCUAUUUUACAAAUACUGAACGUUUUUAUUUACAUAUUCUCCACUUAUUGCCUUGCCAUUGUCAAUGACACGCCCUUUCUGAUCGAUUUA
Glycine soja is the source of this 1777-nucleotide messenger RNA. RefSeq lists its product as uncharacterized. The transcript is spliced from 5 exons. Lineage: Eukaryota; Viridiplantae; Streptophyta; Magnoliopsida; Fabales; Fabaceae. The record is from RefSeq and is a predicted model, not a curated record. The coding region runs from base 287 to 1405 and encodes 372 amino acids.